This is a messenger RNA of Pseudozyma hubeiensis SY62, 2160 nucleotides long. RefSeq lists its product as hypothetical. Gene Ontology annotation, biological process: regulation of transcription by RNA polymerase II. The record is from RefSeq and is a predicted model, not a curated record. The coding region runs from base 1 to 2160 and encodes 719 amino acids. NCBI's taxonomy places the organism in Eukaryota, Fungi, Basidiomycota, Ustilaginomycetes, Ustilaginales, Ustilaginaceae. The transcript has a single exon. Gene Ontology annotation, molecular function: RNA polymerase II cis-regulatory region sequence-specific DNA binding; DNA-binding transcription factor activity, RNA polymerase II-specific.
AUGGUCAGCUCGAUCUCUUCCAGGCCCGUCAGUAGCAUCCGCGAACAGCAGCAGCAGCAGCAGCAGCAGCAGCAGCAGCAGCAGCACUCUCCUCGUCUGCCUAGCAUCCACGACGCCUUGCAUCUCAAAAGCUCAUCCAGCAUCGGCGCUCCGUCUCCUCGCUUCGGCUCUACUGUCGGCACCCCGAGCGACCAGCCUGCCGCCCCGUCUUCCUCGGAAGAUCGUCACAGCUCGCCUCCAGGUGCUUCUGCUCGUUCUUCCGAAUACUCGUUCGAUCGCCACUCUGUCUCGAGUUUCGGUCAACGCUCCAUCAGCACUGCGGCCACUUUGCCCAUCUCGUACGAUCUCGAGCAUCUGCCACCUACCAACUCACUCGGCGCAUCCAAGUCAGAUCGGCCCUCUCCUUACUCCGCCUGGACCAAAGCCCAAGUCACAUCCAUGAACUCCUCCGAGAAGGCCGACGUCACCGCUCGGCGCGCUUCGCCGCCGCCACCAUCGCUCCGCCGACCAGCUUCUCCUGCUGGCAAGAUCUCCAACCAUUCGGCAGAAUGGGACAUGCAUUCGGACCGAGGCAGCCCCCGCAUGUCUGGCCGUCGGCCUGGUCCACCCAUCCCAUCUGUCUCCGCCGCCUCCUAUUCGCGUGAAUACGCAAGCAGUCCCAGAUCCGCCUACCGCGAAGCCGCGUAUCGCGAUCCACGCGAACUCUCUCCACCCGUUGCCUCUUCCGGUCUCAAACGCAAGCCCAGCAUCUCGUCGGAUAUGGGAGCCCGACGUCCUCCAUCUGAGCGCGCAGACAGGUCCGGCGGUGCCUGGCAGACUUCGGCAGAAUAUCCCUCGCGCGGUGGUGCCGUGUAUCCGGAUGGCGACUACUACCGCGCACGAGCACGAGGCGAGACGCCCGAACGCACCUAUCCCGGUCCCUACUCGCGUGAUGCAGCGUACGCAAGCCGCGACCGCUACGCAGAUCCGCGCAUGGAAGAUCCACGCUAUUCACCGCGCCACGCGUAUCCGGUAUCGCCCUCGUCUUCACGCACUGCCUAUCGGGUCGGAGCCCACGACGCAGCGCCACCAGCAGGCCAUCCAUAUCCGCCCAUGUCGCGCAGAUCGGACCGUUACAGCCCCGCACCUUCGCCUCGUUCGCCUUCCUACGCACCUCGUCAAGCGCCGCCUUCAUCCCAGGCGCCCCCGCUGCAGCAUGAUCCUUACAGUCGAAGCGCGCCCCACUCCUCUUACCUUCGUCGGCCGUCGCCCCCACCGUAUGCCGCUGACUCGCGCCCGUUGCUCCCACCCCUUUCGUCUCGACCCGCUGCUGCUUCUCGUUACACAGCGGCAGCACCUGGAGCACCGGUGGUCGCCUCUCGAGGUCCUCGCUAUACACCACCUAUGGACGUCGUGUCUCAUCCCGACAGGCUGAGUCCAUCGCCCGAGCCGCACGGCUAUUCCGAACCUUUCUAUCCGGAUCGACGACUCUACUUUGCCCGCGAGCGCAUCUCGGACCCGGAGAUGGACGAGUAUUACCACGGUCCCCUGGGCGUCAACGGUGGCGCAGGAGCCAAGGCACGCUACUCGGACUCGUACUACGACCCAUACGAUUCACCGCACGCGGGAGCCUACCCACCGCCUGGUGCCCACGUCGGAGGCAAGCCGACCAACGGAGGUGCCGGACCCAUCCCUUCGCCCGGGAUGGCGCCCAUGGCGGCGCAUCCAGGAGCCAGGCACCCGCACGAUCCUCGCUACGCCGCCCCCUACGGUCCUGGAGACUACAUGCCGCACGACCCUCGCGACAUGCAUCCUCACGCACGUGUCCCUAGCAUGGGUCGACCCGGUGGCAUCAUCCCCAUCCCCGCCGCUCACGUCCCUCCCGGACCUUCGGCAGGCAUCGCACCUCCUCCACGUCGACGAGGCAAGCUGCCGAAACCUGUGACCGAUCUGCUCAAGACGUGGCUGUUGGAGCACGCCAGUCAUCCAUACCCUACGGAGGAUGAGAAGCGCUCGUUGUGCAGUAUGACCGGAUUGACGCUGUCGCAGGUUUCAAACUGGUUCAUCAACGCGAGGAGGAGGAUCUUGCUUCCUACGGGCGCGAAUGGCAGCCCCGGUGGCUCGACAGCUGCUCAGGUCAAGGCGGCGUUUAGGGACGACAGUAACAGUCCGGAACCUUGA